AUGGGUAUUUCUUCAGCUAUUUCCAUGGAAAGAAAUUCUCCGGUUUGGGAGAAAAGGGAAUUAAGACCACGAUACAUCGAACCAUAUGAAAUUGUGGAACGAGUUGGUUCAACAGCUUAUAGGUUGCAGUUAUCGAUGGAGGUAGCUCGUAUUCACGACAUAUUUCAUGUGUCAAUGCUAAGGAAAUACAUGCCUGAUCCUAUUCACAUACUAGCAACACGACCGGUACAGCUCAAAAAAGAUUUAUCUUACGAGGAAGAGGCCAUCAAGAUUUUGGAUAGGAAAGAUCAGGUAUUCAGAAUUAAGACGAUUCCUUUGGUGAAGGUGUUAUGGCGUAAUCGUGGGAUCGAGGAAGCAACCUGGGAACCUGAAAAGCAAAUGAGGAAGAGAUACCCUCAACUUUUCAAAUGA
Benincasa hispida (wax gourd) is the source of this 411-nucleotide messenger RNA. The record is from RefSeq and is a predicted model, not a curated record. Lineage: Eukaryota; Viridiplantae; Streptophyta; Magnoliopsida; Cucurbitales; Cucurbitaceae.